AUGGCCUCGGUCCUGGUCCAUAACUCCCUGAAGCCCGGCGGGCCGGUGCCUUUUGUGCCUCGCGAGGAGGGGAAGGUCUCCUGGUACGCCUGUGGCCCGACCGUGUACGAUAUCGGUCACUUGGGACACGCGCGCAAUUAUGUCUCCACCGAUAUCAUUCGUCGCAUCAUGAUGCACUACUUCGGAUACAACGUCAACUUCGUCAUGAACAUCACCGACAUUGACGACAAGAUCAUCAUCAAAGCGCGCAGAAAGCGACUGUUCGAGCUCGAGAAGAAGAAAUCCUACUCCCCCCAAGAAAGCCACAACCUCGGUCUGCAAGCCCUGCGCGCCUACGCGACAUCCAACCUCCCUCUGUUGCAACCCUCGAACGACCCCGUCGACGAGUCGAACUACGAAUCUCGAAGAGAUGCGGCAUACAGCCAAGUCCUUAAUGGCGGCACGUUAACCGGAGAGGGCAAGCCGGGGGAUGCGGAGGCCAAACUGAAAAUGCACAUCAACAACAUGGAUGCGGCCGCGCGAGGACUCCGGGAGGGCAAGGGUUUUGAAGGCGCGGAGGAGAUUCUCCUACCAUACCUGGACUCUCUCUACAAAGAAACCAUCGACAUUAACGACCAAACCAUCUUCACCGACCUCACGCAAUCGAUGGAAAAGGAAUUCACGGCGGACAUGGAUGCGUUGAACGUGCUUCGACCCGAUGCCUUGACCCGAGUCACCGAAUAUCUUCCUCAGAUCGUCACUUUCGUCCAGCGCCUCGUACAAAAAGGCUACGCUUAUGAGACGGAUGGGUCCGUUUACUUCGACAUUACGGCAUUCGAGAAAGGCGGGAACACCUAUGCCCGGUUGCGCCCGGAAAGCAAGAACGACAAAGCCCUGCAAGAGGAGGGAGAGGGCUCUUUGUCCAAGGCCUUGGGUGGAAAGCGCGGCGCCGGUGAUUUUGCGCUGUGGAAGAAGUCGAAACCCGGUGAGCCCUACUGGCAGAGUCCGUGGAGCGACGGUCGACCGGGUUGGCAUAUCGAGUGCUCCGUCAUGGCGUCGGAUAAGCUUGGCGAGCAGAUGGACAUCCACUCGGGUGGUAUUGAUCUGGCCUUCCCUCACCACGAUAACGAGCUGGCUCAAAGUGAGGCGUUCCACCGCUGCGGCACCUGCGAGCACACAUGGGUCAAGUACUUCUUGCACAUUGGACAUUUGAGUGUGUCCGGUGCCAAGAUGAGCAAGUCGCUCAAGAACUUCCAGUCGAUUCGCGCCGCCCUGGAGACGACAUAUUCCCCUCGGAACAUGCGUAUCGUUUUCUUGCUGGGUCGCUGGAACGACGGUGUCGAGAUCUCGCCUGAUAUGCGGAAGCACGCAGACGGCUGGGAGGCUACCCUCGAUAACUUCUUCACGAACAUCAAGGCCCGGUCCGCCGACGGAAUCGAAGCUCUGUCCUUGUCGGAGAACACCGAUAAUGAACUGACGGCGAAACUGGACCAAGCCAAGAAGGAUUUGGACGCAGCUUUCCGCAACUCUUUCGACACUCCCGCUGCCAUGCAAAUCAUCUCGAGGAUUGUCCGCGACGCCAACAUUUAUAUAGGUGAGACCAAUGAUUUGCGCACGGUGCAGACGGUCGGUCGGUGGGUGACGAAGAUUGUCGGCAUUCUCGGUCUCGACGCCGGCGCCCAGCCGCCAUACGAGGGUCUCGGCUGGUCAGCGGCUACCGCAUCCAACGUGGAUCCCCAGACAGCCGUCAAGCCUUUCGCCGCUGUAUUCACCAACAUCGUCGAAGAAGUCAAGGCGUUUGGCGUGUCUGAGCCCUCCGUCCAAGAUCUCUUGAACCAAUCCCCGGCAACCGAAUUCGCCGAGUUGGAGAAGAACGGUGAACGGAACGCGGAAACCCUUGCCAUGCCCUACGUUCGUGCAGUGUCUCGUCUCCGUGAUGAACUGCGUCGUCUCAUCACUGCCGGAACUCUUGAGCCGAAAACGAAGUCGGCCGUCAUCGCUCUUGCCGACCGUAUCCGCGACUUCGAUCUUACCGACAUUGGCGUACAACUGGAUGACCAGAGCGACCGGCCCAGUUUGAUCAAAUUUGUUCCCGCUUCGAAGCUCAUUGCGGCCCGUAACGAAAGAGCUGCCCUGCUCGCUGAGAAGGCCAACCAGAAGGAGAAGGCCCGUAUUGCCCGAGAGAAAGCCGAAGCGGAGAAAUGGGAGAAGGCCAAACUUCCCGCGCAGGAAUUGUUUAAAAACGACCCCAAGUACAAAGAGUGGGACGCCGAUGGGCUCCCGACCAAACUGGCGGACGACAGCGAAGUCCCCAAGAGCCAGUCCAAGAAAUUGAAGAAAGAAUGGGACCGACAGAAGAAGCUAAACGACGAAUACACUGCCAAGUUCGGGGCUACCGCUUAG
Messenger RNA from Aspergillus steynii IBT 23096, 2382 nucleotides. RefSeq names its product cysteine--tRNA ligase. The coding region runs from base 1 to 2382 and encodes 793 amino acids. The transcript has 4 exons. The record is from RefSeq and is a predicted model, not a curated record. Gene Ontology annotation, cellular component: cytoplasm. Gene Ontology annotation, molecular function: cysteine-tRNA ligase activity; ATP binding. Gene Ontology annotation, biological process: cysteinyl-tRNA aminoacylation. Lineage: Eukaryota; Fungi; Ascomycota; Eurotiomycetes; Eurotiales; Aspergillaceae.